UACAAUGGAUCCACACUUGCUUUCCUUGCUGCUCAUAGGCACCUGGUUAGGUUUAGGUUGCUGCAAGAACAAUUGCAGUUAUAUUAAACUUAUGAAUGCUAUAAAUGGUAAAUUUCCAUCUACGUUUGUACGCCCAACAAUGGUGUGGACAGAUAGAACUAACGUGACUUUGGAUCUGGCCUUGUACAGCAUCAUAGAUCUGGAUAUGCAACAGCAGAUAAUUACUACUUAUAUCUGGUUCUCAAUGUCUUGGAAAAAUGACUUUGUAAAUUGGGAUUCAAACACCUACUGCGGCAUUGAAAAAGUGGUAGUUUCUGAUACAUUAGUUUGGAGACCAGACCUAUACAUCUAUGAAAUGGUAGAUGAUGACGACAAAUCUCCGAAAAUCAACUACCUCAAAAUUUAUUACAACGGUAUUGUCACUAAUUCCAAGCCUCUUCGGAUAGCUGGUUCAUGUAGCAUGCAAAACUUUAAGUUCCCAUUUGAUGAGCAGAACUGUUCACUUACGUUUGGAUCUUAUGUAUAUAAUGACUUUGAAGUAUAUAUGAUGGCCGCAUCUAACUCAUCACAAGUAACAGAAAAUUCAAAAGACAUAUUUAGAACCAAAGGAGAUUGGAUUUUACUAAACAUCAUAGUCAGAAAUAAUCCACUGCCAUCUGGGAACUUUAAUCGUGUAACUUAUGAGAUCCAUAUAAAAAGAAACCCAAUAAUUUACGUAUUUAACCUAAUCCUUCCAGCCUGUUUUCUGGUAAUACUGGACAUUGCCAGCAUGUUUAUGGAGGGAACUGAGGGAAGACUCACCUUCAAAGUUACUAUUGUACUGGGGUUCUCAGUACUUCUGCUGAUCUUAAGCGGCAUGCUCCCUAAUUCUGAUACCCCACCCAUGUUGGGUAUAUUUUUCAGUGUCUGUAUGAUAAUGAUGGUGCUGAGUAUAGGGGGGUGCAUAUGCACAGUCUCUAUGAGGACAAAGUGUGCCACAGCCAGUGUCCCACUAUGGAUAAAAAAGUGGAUAAUUGGAUAUCUGGCUUGUGUCCUAUGUUACGAAACAAAGUUUAUCAAAGAACAUCUUGUCAAAGUGGUCUCCAGAAUCCAUACCUGUGAGCAUGACCAGAAGCCAACAAACAAAAUAGAAGUAGAGGAGAAAAGAAGAAAUCUCGCAGAUGAGGAUCCAAUAACCACAUCAGUGCAGAUUUUAAAUAAGAUGUUGGUGGGGAUUAAAAAGAUCCAUCAUGAGAUAGCUGUAUCAAAGCACAAAGAUGAUUCCAGCUUAGAGUUUUAUAUAGCAGCGAUGGUGCUGGACAGGUUUUUUCUGAUCAUUUACCUCAUCACAGUUAUCAUCACCACCAGUAUUAUGAUCAAUGCUUGGCUCUCAUAAGCCUUUCAAAGUAUAUCUGAUUAUAGUUAUAAUACAAAGAAAGGAAGGGGGGAAGAAAUUACAUGUUUAAGACUUUCCAUUAAAUAAUCUCCUGGUUUAUACCAACAUUUGUGCUAUUUGCAACUGCUAUUUUAUGUUAAAAAAGCAAUUUUGCUAAACUGGAAAUCGACUACUGCCCCCUCACUUACCUUUUGGAAAAAAUUAAUCAACGACGUGCUACCUAAGCAAAAACUAGUCUAUACCUCUAGAGGCUGCCCAACCAAGUUCAAUGCAGUGUGGGACACCUGGUUAUCUGUAUAACUCUGCCAGGCUCGCCAAAGCUCUAUAUACUCUCUCCUUCUUUCCUCUUUUCUUCUUUCCUUCUUUUUAAAUUUUUUUUUCUAUUGUUGUUUAAAAAUGUUA
Molecule: messenger RNA, 1777 nt
Organism: Xenopus tropicalis (tropical clawed frog)
Lineage: Eukaryota; Metazoa; Chordata; Amphibia; Anura; Pipidae
Gene: htr3alb
Product: 5-hydroxytryptamine receptor 3A-like b
Exons: 9
Coding region: 5-1375 (456 amino acids)
Biological process (GO): monoatomic ion transport; monoatomic ion transmembrane transport; serotonin receptor signaling pathway
Cellular component (GO): membrane
Molecular function (GO): extracellular ligand-gated monoatomic ion channel activity; transmembrane signaling receptor activity; monoatomic ion channel activity
Source: RefSeq, a predicted model, not a curated record